UGCUUGGCCUAUUUGGCGUGUGCGAUCGUUGCUGUGAUGAUAGUUUCAAUGUUUCUCAAUGCGCUGCACAAGGAUGUUGUCAACAGAGGUAAAGCACCCAUGUUCGAUGCUCCGGUCUUGAAACAGACACUGAAGAACUGUCGAAAUAUGAAAAUUAUGUUGCUGGUACCUUUGACGGCCUUCAAUGGUGUUGAGCGAGCAUUUGUUAUUGGAAUUUUUACGAAGGCGUUUGUUGGGUGUGGCAUCGGCGUUCCGCAGAUCGGCUUUGUUUGCACUGCAUUCGGAAUUUCUGAUGCCAUUUGCAGUUUAGUGUUUGGUCCACUGAUCAAAUUAUUCGGUCGAAUGCCUUUAUUUGUAUUCGGAGCCGUUAACAAUAUGCUGAUGAUAGUCACACUUAUGAUCUGGCCACUGAAUCCAGCAGAUAAAGCUGUUCUCUACGUAGCCGCAACCGUGUGGGGAAUGGCAGACGGUGUAUGGAACACCCAAAUAAACGGAUUUUGGGUGGCAUUAGUUGGACGACAGUCGCUCGAAUUAGCAUUCUCCACCUAUCGUUUCUGGGAGUCCAUUGGCUUGGCAGCUGGCUUUGUGAUGGCUCGCCUGAUGCCUGUCGAACUGGUGCUUCUCGUCUCAUUCUGCUUGUUGCUACUUGGCAUGAUUGGUUAUUGUGCUAUUGAACUUUACGACGAAAUUUCAGUACGUUCUUUCUCGCUCGAAUUUCUUUCCAUGAAAAAAAAAGAGGAGUCAAAUAAUAUUCGGCGACAUUUUUCUCUCUUCGGAAAAGAGAUAAUCAGUUUCUCAUUUGGAGUUUGCUUAACAAAUUACGCCAAAGAUACAACCUUUUCAACGCUUGUGAGGUGA
This is a messenger RNA of Angiostrongylus costaricensis, 858 nucleotides long. Lineage: Eukaryota; Metazoa; Nematoda; Chromadorea; Rhabditida; Metastrongylidae. The record is from the annotation of a GenBank genome assembly.